AUGGUUCUCGCACGAUUUGCUUGGCUUGCUAGCUUGAUUAGCAUUGCCAUUGCUGCCACUCCAGAUGAAUGGCGCUCACGGUCGAUCUACUUCAUGCUCACUGAUCGAUUCGCCCGAACGGAUGGUUCAACUACUGCCACCUGUGAUACCAGUGAUAGAAAAUACUGUGGCGGAACCUGGCAAGGAAUUAUAGACAAGCUGGACUACAUCCAAGGAAUGGGCUUCACGGCCAUUUGGAUCACUCCCGUGACUGGCCAAUUGACCGAGGAUACUGCGUAUGGCUAUGCCUAUCACGGAUACUGGCAGCAGGACAUCUAUGCUCUCAACUCGAACUACGGAACUGCAGACGAUCUCAAGGCUCUCGCUACGGCUUUGCAUGAACGCGAUAUGUAUCUCAUGGUCGAUGUAGUAGCAAACCACAUGGGCUACGAUGGCGCAGGCACUGACGUAGACUACACCAAAUUCAACCCCUUCAACGAUGCGAAGUAUUUCCACCCCUACUGCUCAAUCGCCGAUUACAGCAACGAUACCAUGGUGCAAGACUGCUGGCUUGGGGAUGACAAUGUUUCGCUACCGGAUCUGGAUACAGAGAGCACCGAGGUGCAGGACAUAUGGUAUGACUGGGUUGGAUCUUUGGUCUCUAACUACUCGAUCGACGGUCUCCGCGUUGACACAGUCAGACACGUCCAGAAAGAUUUCUGGCCCGGCUAUAAUAAAGCCGCCGGCGUCUACUGCGUAGGCGAGGUCUUUGAUGGUGACGCUGAUUAUACCUGUCCAUACCAGGAGGUAAUGGACGGAGUGCUCAACUAUCCAAUUUACUACCCACUCCUCAAUGCCUUUCAAUCGACCUCUGGAAGCAUGACCGACCUAUACAACAUGAUAAAUACGGUGAAAUCGACUUGCAAGGACUCAACCCUUCUCGGGAGCUUUGUGGAGAAUCAUGAUAACCCUCGUUUUGCCUCCGUCACCGACGACAUUGCCCUCGCUAAGAACGCAGUCACAUUCACUAUCAUGGCAGACGGCAUUCCUAUCGUCUACGCCGGGCAGGAGCAACACUACAAUGGUGGCGAAGACCCAGCUAAUCGCGAGGCUGUAUGGUUGUCCGGGUUCAACACCGACAGCGAACUGUACAAGCUCAUUGCAACGGCCAAUGCUGCGAGAAACCAGGCGAUUGCUAAAAGUACCAACUAUACUAUUUACCAGAACUACCCAAUCUACAAAGACGAUACCACCAUCGCCAUGCGGAAGGGCUUUGACGGCGGACAAAUAAUCACUGUAUUGAGCAAUCUCGGUGCAGGAGGUGCAGAGUACUCGGCUUCAAUUCCUGAUACUGGAUUCGCAGCUGGUGAGGAGUUGACGGAGGUUGUGUCCUGCGCUAGUGUUACUGCCGGUGAUAGUGGGGAGGUGUCUGUUGCUAUGGCGGGUGGAGAGCCCAGGAUUUUACUGCCUACCUCUUUACUUGAGGGCUCAACUCUGUGUUCGUCGUAG
Messenger RNA from Penicillium roqueforti, 1488 nucleotides. RefSeq names its product alpha-amylase. Gene Ontology annotation, biological process: carbohydrate catabolic process. The transcript has 9 exons. The record is from RefSeq and is a predicted model, not a curated record. Bases 1 to 1488 code for a protein of 495 amino acids. NCBI's taxonomy places the organism in Eukaryota, Fungi, Ascomycota, Eurotiomycetes, Eurotiales, Aspergillaceae. Gene Ontology annotation, molecular function: alpha-amylase activity; calcium ion binding.